Messenger RNA from Balaenoptera ricei (Rice's whale), 1304 nucleotides. It is a transcript of the gene EEF2KMT, whose product is annotated as eukaryotic elongation factor 2 lysine methyltransferase. The coding region runs from base 64 to 1086 and encodes 340 amino acids. Lineage: Eukaryota; Metazoa; Chordata; Mammalia; Artiodactyla; Balaenopteridae. The record is from RefSeq and is a predicted model, not a curated record. The transcript has 8 exons.
GCCGCAUCCCAGCGUAGCCCCGCUCCCCCCGUCUCUCGGGCAACGCAGCGGCCCCGCCCCGCCAUGGCGCCUGAGGAGAGGGCUGAGGCUGCGCCCCUGCUGCGAAGUUUCGAGCGCUGCUUCCUGGCGGCGCGCGCCCUGCGCUCUUUCCCCUGGCAGAGCCUAGAAGAGAAAUUAAGGGACUCGUCAGGUUCUGAGCUGCUGCUGGAUAUUUUGCAGAAGACCGUGAAGCAUCCUCUGUGCGUGAAGCAUCCACCGUCAAUGAAGUAUGCCUGGAGCUUUCUCUCAGAGCUCAUCAGAAAGCACGAAGCUAUCCACACGGAGCCUUUGGACGAGCUGUACGAGGCGUUGGCGGAGAUCCUGACGGCCGAGGAGCCCACCCGGUGCCACCGGAGCUACCUGCUGCCCUCCGGGGACUCUGUCACGCUCUCCGAGAGCACGGCCAUUAUUUCCCACGGCACCACUGGCCUGGUCACGUGGAACGCCGCGCUCUACCUGGCGGAGUGGGCCAUGGAGAACCCAGCGGGCUUUGCUCACAGGACUGUCUUAGAGCUUGGCAGUGGAGCCGGCCUCACGGGCCUGGCCAUUUGCAAGAUGUGCCGGCCCAGAGCAUACGUCUUCAGCGACUGUCACAGCCAUGUCCUCGAGCAGCUCCAAGGGAACGUCCUUCUCAACGGCCUGUCAUUGGAGCCAAAUGUCACCGCCCUGGCCCAGCACCCAGGACACGACACCGCUGAUGCAGAGAGCCCCCGGGUGACGGUGGCCCGGGUGGACUGGGACGUUGUGACGGCCCCUCAGCUUGCUGCCUUCCAGCCGGACAUCGUCAUUGCUGCAGAUGUGCUAUAUUGCCCAGAAACUGUCCUCUCCCUGGUCGGGGUCCUGCAGAAGCUCUCUGCCUGCCAGAAGGACCAGCGGGCUCCUGACGCCUACGUUGCCUUCACCAUCCGCAACCCGGAGACGUGUCAGCUGUUCACCACGGAGCUGGGCCGGGCUGGGAUCCCGUGGGAAGAAGUGCCUCGUCACGACCAGAAACUGUUUCCCUACGAAGAGCACUCAGAGAUGGCAAUUCUGAAACUAAUGCUGUAGAUUUAAAAAUGGUUUUGAAGAAUAAUGUGAAAAUUAAAUCACUGUCCUGGAAAGAAUCUGAUAAAACUUCCACUGGACUUGAAUGUUUGAAGAAUGUUAAAUUCUGAAUCGGGAACCACAAACUGUUCUAAUAAAAUAUAAACUGUUCAAGCGUGUAGGUACCCCUCUCUGCCAGCUGGCUUAGUUCUUAAGAAAAUCACCAUAAAUCAGAAAUGAAA